Messenger RNA from Mercenaria mercenaria, 798 nucleotides. RefSeq lists its product as uncharacterized. The coding region runs from base 356 to 781 and encodes 141 amino acids. The record is from RefSeq and is a predicted model, not a curated record. The transcript is spliced from 2 exons. Lineage: Eukaryota; Metazoa; Mollusca; Bivalvia; Venerida; Veneridae.
GAGACAUAUUAUUUCGAUAUUUAUACGUUACAAAAAUGUUUUAAGUAGGCCUACAUCCUUGAAAUAUUUGCUUGUUAACAUUUGGUGUUGGUUUCUUAUCCAACGCGCCUCUAUGCCGUUUCACACUAUGACGUAAUAAUUGUGAUGUCAGAAAAAUCUACCGUAUAUUAUAAUAACACGCAAUUUCCAGCCUUCUUUGGUUAAUAGGAAAAUGAAUCUGUUCGUGCUGGAAUCAACUACAUUACACACAAUGGUAUGAAAACAUAUAUAUGAUUAUAACUGGGCCGUAUGCGUACUACAGGUCGCCAUGUAACACGUUUAUCAUACGUUAACAUUUUAGGCACAAGGGCCUCACAUGCAACAGCAUGUUGGCUACUCUGUUUUAUGGACACGGUUAAAUCAGUGCCGAACGACAAAAGUUUACAGCUGGAUUGAUUGCUUGCAAAGUAUUAAGGAUUAUUUCUUCUUUAUACAAGUGAAGGGUGAAUUCUUUCUUAGCCUCUGCAAACAACUACUAAGUAUACGAAGGAACAUGAUGGCCUGUCUUAUUAUGAGAUGCAUUUACACUAUUCUUGCCGUCGGUUGUGUGUGUUAUGGACAUGAAACAUGGACGUGCACGACAAACACAGAUGCGCUCGUGAAAAACACGUGUCCAAAGGAAAUGGAAGAGAAAAUUCGUGCAUUAGAAGUUCAGGUACAACAACUCCAGAAGCUUGUUAAAGAACAAAACACUUCUGUGUUUACGACUAUAGAAGGCUUUCCGAAAGGUAAAAUUUUUUAAUAGUUUCUAGAUUCUUG